Medicago truncatula (barrel medic) is the source of this 492-nucleotide messenger RNA. Its product is annotated as 40S ribosomal protein S9-2. Gene Ontology annotation, cellular component: cytosolic small ribosomal subunit. The transcript has a single exon. Gene Ontology annotation, biological process: ribosomal small subunit biogenesis; translation. The record is from RefSeq and is a predicted model, not a curated record. Bases 40 to 390 code for a protein of 116 amino acids. NCBI's taxonomy places the organism in Eukaryota, Viridiplantae, Streptophyta, Magnoliopsida, Fabales, Fabaceae. Gene Ontology annotation, molecular function: rRNA binding; structural constituent of ribosome.
CGGCAGCAGCAAGCAGCGGCGACAAAUCGGAGAACAAACAUGGUUCACGUUGCGUUUUACCGAAACUAUGGCAAAACUUUCAAGAAGCCCCGUCGUCCAUACGAGAAGGAGCGUUUGGAUGCUGAGUUGAAGCUCGUCGGAGAGUAUGGUCUUCGCUGUAAGAGAGAGCUGUGGAGGGUUCAAUACGCUCUUAGCCGUAUCCGUAACAAUGCUAGAACACUUUUGACACUGGAUGAAAAGAACCCUCGUCGGAUCUUCGAGGGUGAAGCUCUUUUGAGGAGGAUGUUUAAGCAUGGCUUGCUUGAUGAAACUCAGAACAAGCUCGAUUAUGUCUUGGCUCUCACUGUUGAGAAUUUUCUCGAGUGUCGUCUUCAGACUCUUUGUGUUUAAAUCUGGCAUGGCUAAGGGGUGUAUUGGAUUGAGAUUUUAAAAGACUGUUUUGAUAAAAAAAAUCUUAAAGAUUUUAAAAGACUUUGUUUGUAUUGAUUUUAU